Molecule: messenger RNA, 1849 nt
Organism: Diorhabda carinulata
Lineage: Eukaryota; Metazoa; Arthropoda; Insecta; Coleoptera; Chrysomelidae
Product: tektin-3-like
Exons: 8
Coding region: 232-1749 (505 amino acids)
Biological process (GO): cilium assembly; cilium movement involved in cell motility
Cellular component (GO): nucleus; microtubule cytoskeleton
Source: RefSeq, a predicted model, not a curated record
UUCACAUAUAGAUUAUUAAAUUGUGUUGUAUCCCAUAUCAAUUUACUUUUUAACUACAUCCACAUAGACAACUCGUAUUUGUGCAUUUUCUGGCCAAUCAAAAAAUUAAAAUUGAUAAAGGAAAACAGUUAAUCUAUACUUCAUAUACAUAUAUCUGUAUCAGUUAUGUUACAUAUUAUGUUGAAAUUUGAACGUUUCGAAAUUGACAUUUAGAAUUUUUUCAAUAUCAAAAUGCCAGAUAACGAGACGGUAUUAUAUACGCAACUGCAACCAUGGAGUACAGUGGCUGCUACACCAUGCAUGGAACAAGUAGCUGGUACUCCAGUACCUACCAGAAUAGGAAAUUACUACCAGACGCCCCUACCUCAUCCAUGGAGACCCACCAUCGGAUAUGAGCUCGUAGAAGCAAUGCCCUUACCCAAUCAACAUGCAACUAACGCUAUAGUCGAUCCUUGUUACACACCAUAUGGUAUGGCAACUGAACCGUUAAAAUUUCCGAAUUUAGUCACUGGUUUCGAACGAAAUCCAGCGCAUGCUGCCAGAGCAGCUCUAUAUACUAGAUAUACUCCCCUAGAAUGGACACAGAGUAACUUGAAACUUUUUAACGAAGCUGAUACUAAUAGAAACUAUUCCGAAAGAUUAAGAGGCGAUUUUAUUAGGGUCAUGAGAGAAACGGAUGAGAAAACAGCCCAGGGUCAAAGAGAAUCCGGCAGACGUUUGGGAGAACGGAUUACAGACACUACCUUUUGGAGGAAUGAAGUUAGAACUGAAUUGGAACGGUUGAUUUCUGAAGCAGAUCAAAUGCAAGGUGUGAAAAGAAAAGUACAAAAAGCUUUGGAUGAUAUCGAGGGACCUUUACACAUUGCACAAGAAUGUUUAUAUCACAGAGAAACAAGAGAAGGUAUCGAUUUAGUCCACGAUGUAGCUGAACAAGCCUUGCUUAAAGAAAUUGAAACUUACAGGAAUAAACAAGAGCAAUUGAGAACGUUGUUUUCCAAAGUGUCCGAUCAGAUGCGAAAUAACAGAGCUGCUCAAGCAGAAUUAGAAAAAGACGUUCAAAGCAAAGACUCCGCGCUAGGAAUCGAUAAUAUGUGUCAUCAAUUAAAUAAUUUUUCAAAAGGAAUCAACUACUAUGGAGGAAUAGAAAAAUUCGAUCCAACUACGAGCAACACAGUUACUUGGGCAGAAAACAGUAAUAGAAUUGUACAGAGAUCACAGUCUGAAAGAGGGAAAUCAGCGCAAAUGAGAUCGGAUAUUGAUAAUCUUAUAAAUUCAUGUGCUCAAGAAGUUUGGGAUGCUUGGAGUAAUACUAAUAAUGCUCUAGCUCGUAGAGCAGCAGAAACAUUGGAAAUUAAGAGUAAAUUACAAAUGCAAUUGCACAAGGUUCAACAAGAGCUUUUCGACUUGGAAAAAAAUAUCGAGCUAUUGAAAAAGGCUAUACUGGAUAAGAGUAAUCCUAUGAAAGUAGCCCAUACGAGAUUAGAAGCAAGAACUCACAGAAAAGAGAUAGAAUUAUGUAGAGAUACUGCUCAGGAUAGAUUAGUGUAUGAAGUAAAAGAGCUCCAAGACAACAUUGAAGUAUUACACAGAAAGCUGCAAGAAGCUGAAGCCCAGCAUCAACAGUUACUUAAAACUAGAUCAAAUUUAGAAACUGAUUUACACAAUAAAGUGAAUUCUCUUUUCAUUGAUCGUGAAAAGUGCAUGGGUUUAAGAAGAUCAUUUCCGAUAACAGCAACUAUUAAGUAUUAAUACUGGUAGUGAUUGAAAUAAAAAUUUGAUUAUGCAAUAUUUGGCCGGGUCUCGAGUACAAAAUUGUUAAUUAGAUCAAAUAAAUGAAUUUUCAAAAUUA